Molecule: messenger RNA, 1213 nt
Organism: Argentina anserina (silverweed cinquefoil)
Lineage: Eukaryota; Viridiplantae; Streptophyta; Magnoliopsida; Rosales; Rosaceae
Product: thymidine kinase a-like
Exons: 4
Coding region: 42-878 (278 amino acids)
Biological process (GO): thymidine metabolic process
Molecular function (GO): ATP binding; thymidine kinase activity
Source: RefSeq, a predicted model, not a curated record
GCUCUCUCUCUCUCUCUCUCUCUUUCUGAAGGCAGAGAUAGAUGUUAGCUAUUUCAAGGAUGAAGGCUCUCAUCUCAACCCACUGCAUCCCAAAGACCUCACCUUUAUCUCUCUGGAAAUCAAUCCCAUCCUACCCACCAACCCAUUUCAAAACCCCCAAUUCUCUCCAACUAAAGCCCAUUACUUUUUCUCCCUAUGCAUCCCUCUCUUCCGAGAUAGCUCCCACCGGCGCUGCUGAAAUGGACGCCGCUUCUCGCCGCCAACGCUCCGGUGAGAUUCACGUCAUCGUUGGCCCAAUGUUUGCCGGAAAGACCACCACGCUUCUUCGCAGAAUGCAAUCCGAGAAAGGCGAUGGCAGUAACGUUGCAGUAAUCAAAUCAAACAAGGAUACAAGAUAUGGAAUGGAUUCAAUUGUGACGCAUGAUGGGGUUAAAUUGCCUUGCUGGGCAUUACCUAAUUUAUCAUCAUUCAAACAAAAGUUUGGUCUUGAUGCAUAUGAGCAGCUAGAUGUAAUCGGUAUUGAUGAAGCUCAGUUUUUUGGAGAUCUUUAUGAUUUCUGCUGUGAAGCUGCUGAUCAUGAUGGCAAAAAAGUAGUAGUUGCUGGACUAGAUGGGGACUAUUUGAGGAGGAGCUUUGGUUCAGUGCUUGAUAUAAUUCCCCUUGCUGAUUCUGUAACCAAGCUAACAUCUCGAUGCGAACUUUGUGGAAAACCGGCUUUCUUCACAUUACGGAAGACACAGGAGCUGCAGACUGAAGUGAUUGGCGGGGCUGAUGUAUACAUGCCUGUAUGUCGACAUCACUAUGUAAAUGGACAAGUAGCCAUUCAAGCUGCACGAGUUGUCCUGGAAUCUCGAGUUCAUUGUGCUUCUUGUCUGUAGCAGCAACAUUUGCUAGCCAGUGGGCUGUAAUCUGUGUUCGAAACCUCUCCUCGCUUGUAUUAUUCGAAAGUUUACAUGUUUGCUUGCAUGGUCUGCAAGCAUGUCGUUACUUAUUAGCGCACGUUCUUUUGCUUCUUUGAAGAAUGUAUAUAUACUUGUCACCAAGCAAAGAAUCUGUAACAAAAUUGAUAUCUUAGUUUACCAAGGCAUGUAUUAGAUCAUUAUCUCAAUCUGUAAUCUGGCCAGAGAUGAUGAUCCCCUGGUCGCAGAGCUUGACCCUGUGAUUGGUAUGAAUUCGGAUAUAAUCGAAUGUGAGAUUUGGAAAUGAAAACAAA